AACGGACUUUAAUUUCUUCUAAUCUUUGACUACGGCAAUUUCUUUCUCAUUUCUCUCUACGAUCUGGUUCAUCUAAAUGGUAGAAACAGCUGCGCAGGACUUGUCGGGAGCCAACUCUUUCUGGUUUUGGGAUUUGAUUCCCUGCCCAAAAAAAGGGACAAGAAAGUUCUGGGUUUGAUUGGCGACAAAUACCAAGUGCAAAAGCUCUGAACGAAUUAAGCAUAGUACUUCGAAUUACAGACUUGGCUGGGGAUUUGAUGUAACUGCGCAAGUUUCAGUUUUUGUUGAUUGGUACGGAAGACUGUGCGCGAAGAUCCCUUCAGGUUAUGUUGUUUCAGAACUCGUAACGGAUUAUUCCCCAAUAAUAGCCCUCCCACGGCUCGAUAUAUUGACGUAUCGGAAGUCAGAUCUAAAAUCCCGGAAAAACUUUUUCCGUUGUUGGUAUGUGAGUUCCACAACUUAUUAUUUUCAUUUUGGGAUAAAGAUUUGGAUUUUAUAGUCCUGCGUGAGAAAACAGUAGCUCCUUCUCUUACGUUCUCGAUCGAGCUUUGUCUCUUUGCUUUGAGUCUAAGAUCAGAGAGAGUUCCGCCACACGGCUACAGAAAAAAGUGGUGGGAGGGAGAGUAGAUGUGGCCAUGGCUGGUUACAAUGAAGCAAAUCAGACUGGUUCUGGCUACUUUCAUCACUUGCUCAUACCCGAACUGCACCUCCGGAGACCGCCCAUUUCUACUAUUAACCCUCAGCAUCAACCCAGCUCCCAGCAAACCUCUGAUUCCAACAACUCCUCUGAUCGAGACCAGAUGCCCGACGCCGAUGCCCAAGCCACUAGUAGCUCCGGUGCAGCCACCACUUCCACUCGCAGACCACGCGGCCGUCCUCAAGGCUCGAAGAACAAGCCGAAGCCACCGAUUAUCGUAACGCGGGACAGCCCCAGCGCCCUCCGAUCCCACGUCCUGGAGGUGUCGAAUGCCGCCGAUAUCGUGGAGAGCGUUUCGAAUUUUGCGAGGAGAAGAGGGAGAGGAGUCUGUGUGCUCAGCGGAACUGGGAUGGUGGCGAACGUUACUCUGCGGCAACCUGCGGCUCCGGCACCGGGGAGUGUGGUGACGCUGCACGGGAGGUUCGAGAUUCUGUCUCUUUCGGGGACCGUGCUCCCACCUCCGGCACCUCCUGGUGCUGGGGGGUUGUCAAUAUUUUUGUCUGGUGCACAGGGACAGGUAGUUGGGGGAAGUGUAGUGGGACCCUUAAUGGCCUCGGGUCCGGUGGUUUUGAUGGCUGCGUCGUUUGCCAACGCCGUGUUCGAACGUCUAUCUUUGGAUGUGGAGGAAGCUGGGGCCGUGCAAGUCCGACCCACUGCAUCACAGCCUUCGGGAGUGACUGGAGGCGGGGGGCUCCUUGGGGAGGGUGGGGGUGGAGGUACUGUUUCUCUUUCUAGUAUGGGAGCUGGGAAUAUGGGGAAUUUUCCAUUUUCGGGUGAUCUGUUUGGCUGGGGUACUGGGAGUAGUACUGCUCCAAGGCCUCCAUUUUAAUUGGUCUUGAUUCCAAGUGAGAUAUAUAUAUAAUACUGGAAAUGUUAGACUUGAGUAAUUAUCAGGGAUAUUGGAGAAGCUAGCUAGGAGGAGAAUUAAGAAGAUCAUAUAUGGUCAGAUCAAGAGAUCACCCUGUAAAGUUUCCUUCAGCUUUUUAGUUAAAAAUUGUUCGUGAU
Molecule: messenger RNA, 1702 nt
Organism: Juglans microcarpa x Juglans regia
Lineage: Eukaryota; Viridiplantae; Streptophyta; Magnoliopsida; Fagales; Juglandaceae
Product: AT-hook motif nuclear-localized protein 25-like
Exons: 1
Coding region: 636-1526 (296 amino acids)
Biological process (GO): vegetative to reproductive phase transition of meristem
Cellular component (GO): nucleus
Molecular function (GO): minor groove of adenine-thymine-rich DNA binding; DNA-binding transcription factor activity
Source: RefSeq, a predicted model, not a curated record